AUGGUGGAAGGAGCCACUGCAGAUGUAUCCAAACAACUGACUAUCAUAGGUUCUGCAACAUGUGGGAAGACAAGCAUCCUCACCAGACAUGUGAAAAGAACCUUUGGAACGGAGAUAAGCCCUACGGUGUUCAACUCGGUUAGUAACACAUAUAAGCACAAGAAUAAUGUGGUUGAGUUAAGACUCUGGGACACAGCAGGACAGGAUGAAUAUGCCCGGUUCCGGCAUCUUGCUUUACCUUCAGCGGAUUACAUUAUGAUAGUGUAUGCCAUUGACGAUCGAUCUUCUUAUGCUGAAGUUAAGAAUAGCCUCAUUGGGCAGGUGAAAGAAAAGGCACCACAAGCAAAAUACUUUCUUGUUGGAGCAAAGGUCGAUCUAAGAGAAGAUAGUAAGAGGCUUGAGGAGCUUGCUAGGAAUGGAAAUUCCCCAAUAACUACCUCUGAGGGACUGGAGCUUUCUCAGAGCAUCGGAGCAUUAGGAUACUUUGAAUGUUCUGCAAAGAACAACAUUGGGAUCGACGAGAUAUUUGAGAAGAUUUCAAGCUAUGCUUUGAAAGUAUAUCUGAGAGAAAACAAGUCCUUCAUGGGAAGGAUACUUACUUCUCUGUGGAAUUUUCUUUGCUGCCGGAAAAUAAAUUGA
Molecule: messenger RNA, 639 nt
Organism: Encephalitozoon intestinalis ATCC 50506
Lineage: Eukaryota; Fungi; Microsporidia; Unikaryonidae
Product: Rho Ras-like GTP-binding protein
Exons: 1
Coding region: 1-639 (212 amino acids)
Biological process (GO): small GTPase-mediated signal transduction
Molecular function (GO): GTPase activity; GTP binding
Source: RefSeq, a predicted model, not a curated record